Gossypium raimondii (Peruvian cotton) is the source of this 1257-nucleotide messenger RNA. RefSeq names its product zinc finger BED domain-containing protein RICESLEEPER 2. The transcript is spliced from 4 exons. Lineage: Eukaryota; Viridiplantae; Streptophyta; Magnoliopsida; Malvales; Malvaceae. Gene Ontology annotation, molecular function: DNA binding; protein dimerization activity. Bases 1 to 1257 code for a protein of 418 amino acids. The record is from RefSeq and is a predicted model, not a curated record.
AUGUCAACCGAACCAACAUCUAUUAAGGGUAGUGUUACACCUCCUACUUCGAUAGAUUCUGAAAAUUCGGGAGUUGGAGCUUCAAGCCAAACAAAGGGGACUACCGGGAAAAGAAAAGCCACUCCUCAAAGGUCAGAAGUUUGGUCUCACUUCACUAAGAUUAUUAAUAGUGAAGGUGCAAGCUUAAAGGAAAUGAAUAAAUCUGUUGAACGUGUUAGGGGGGCUGUUAGAUAUGUGAGACAAUCUCCAGCUAGAUUACAAAAGUUUAAGGAGUGUGUUGUGGUGGAAAAGAUAGAGUGCAAGAAGACGUUGUGUCUUGAUGUUUGUACUAGGUGGAACUCGACUUAUUUAAUGUUAGACACUGCUCAGAACUUUGAGAGAGCUUUUGAGAGAUUUGAGGAGCAAGAUACAAACUUUAGGGCUGAACUUGAAAGGGGAGAGGGUUGGCCUAGUCUGGAUGAUUGGAAUAAUGUUAUAAACUUGAGGGAUUUCUUGGAACACUUUUAUGAAUUCACUUUGCGUAUUUCUGGCACUUCAUAUGUCACGUCCAAUAAUUUUUUGGAUGAGCUUUCUGAAAUUGAUAUUCUUUUACGAGAUGCUCAGUUAAAUAGUAAUGUUGCUUUCAAUGUUAUGGCCAUCAAGAUGAAAGAGAAGUAUGAUAAGUAUUGGGGUGGUAUUGAUAAGAUAAAUUUGCUUAUGUUUGUUGCUUGUGUUUUAGAUCCUAGGCAAAAACUAAAUACUUGUAGCCAAUCGAGUGUGCCAACACAUGUUUCUCUCGGUGAAUCACAACAAAAAAUGAAAAGGCGAAUACAAGCUUUGUAUAAAAAGCGUGAGUUGGAAAUUUGUGGUGAGGAUAAAACAUCUGAGUUGGAUAAAUAUCUAGCUGAGGCUAAUGAGGGAUUUGUUGAAGAUUUUGAUAUUUUGUUGUGGUGGAAAGUGAACAGCCCUAGAUUUCCCACUCUUUCAAAAAUGGCCAGAGAUUUGUUAGCUAUACCGGUUUCUACGGUUGCUUCAGAGUUUGCAUUUAGCACCGGGGGACGUGUGCUUGAUCAAUAUAGGAGUUCUUUAACUCCUAAAAUUGUACAAGCCCUUGUGUGUACUCAAGAUUGGAUUCGAAAAUCAUCAUCACAAGAAGACAUCAAAAAGAUUGAAGAACGAAUUCAAGAGCUUGACAAGAUUGAAAAUGAUAUAUUUAUUUGUUUAAUGCAAUUGGAAAUCUUUUGGAGAGAAGAAAUGGAUACAAAUGGAGAAUAUUAA